Syzygium oleosum is the source of this 395-nucleotide messenger RNA. Its product is annotated as L-ascorbate peroxidase 3-like. The record is from RefSeq and is a predicted model, not a curated record. Gene Ontology annotation, biological process: cellular response to oxidative stress; response to reactive oxygen species; hydrogen peroxide catabolic process. Gene Ontology annotation, molecular function: peroxidase activity; heme binding. The transcript is spliced from 4 exons. Bases 18 to 395 code for a protein of 125 amino acids. NCBI's taxonomy places the organism in Eukaryota, Viridiplantae, Streptophyta, Magnoliopsida, Myrtales, Myrtaceae.
GGACUUACGACGCGAGGAUGAAGACCGCCGGUCCGAACGGCUCGAUUCGGAACAAGGAAGAGUACUCCCAUGGCGCCAAUGCUGGCUUGAAGAUCGCUCUUGAUUUCUGUGAGGAGGUGAAGUCCAAGUGUCCAAAGAUUACAUACGCAGAUCUAUACCAGCUAGCAGGAGUUGUUGCAGUAGAAGUCACUGGAGGUCCCACUGUCGACUUUGUUCCCGGAAGUAAGGAUUCAAAAGUUUCUCCAAACGAAGGAAGACUUCCAGAUGCUAAUCAAGGUAUUUUGUUGUGUCAACUUUCCCUUUGUUGUCUGGCCUCCCUUCAUUUCCCUCCAUCCCUCCCUCCAAAUAUUAUGGGCCACUGUGCUUCUUAUUGCUCCAGGCAAAACGUUAAAUAG